Molecule: messenger RNA, 1276 nt
Organism: Hibiscus syriacus
Lineage: Eukaryota; Viridiplantae; Streptophyta; Magnoliopsida; Malvales; Malvaceae
Exons: 3
Coding region: 284-1210 (308 amino acids)
Source: RefSeq, a predicted model, not a curated record
UGGUGUUGUCGCCCGGUCACUGUCUCUGCCACCGCUAGCCAUCCAAUUUUUUUCAACGUCACAAGCUUUAAAACUCAAUGUAGAUUUUUUUUUUCCAACUAGAGAAAUGCAUAUUCGAAUCAAAGUUCAACAGAUUUCUUUGACCACAUCACUUCAACAGCUUGAAACCCUAUCCCACUCGCAAAAGAUCGCUAUUAUCCUUUCGAUUUCUCGACGGUUUUAACUUCUUCAGCUCCAACUGUAUAGAGAAACGAAAAGUUUCAAGAGCCGCCCCCCCCCCCGCAUGGAGGAAGGUGAUAGAAGGAUCAGUUAUGGUGGGGAAAGCUCUUCGAGGGAUUCGGCCGGUUCGCCAUCACGGUUGUUAGCUAGCAGGAAAAGGUUCUCAAUUGAGCUCAGGCCUGAUGAGACCACGAUAGUUUCUUGGAAGAGGCUAGUCAAAGGUUCUCAGUGCACGUCUCCUCCUUUGAUUGCCCGAAAGACCGAGGAUUCUCUGGAUGAAUGUUUUCAAGACAGCAAGCCUACAGUUAUACAGAAUGGAUUACUGGUAAAUUCUAAGAAAUUGGAAUGCGUAAAUGAGCUUGUAUUGUCGGUGGCUCAACAAUCAAGAAAACGGAGUAAAAAUACAGCCAAAGCUCAAGGAGAGAAAGUUCAUGGUCAUCUACCAAGUAAACAGUCGAAAGUGGAACAGGGGAGGACCGAUUUUGAGGCAACCAGCACAUUGCUUCAAGAAGAAUCUUUUGUUCAUUUGCAGAACUUAACAGAUAUGAGUCAACAUGACAGGAAAUACCAUAAACUGUUGACUUAUCCUGUAAGAUCUUCAAUUAAGAAACCUGCUAACAUCGGAACCAAGUCCGAACACUCGUCACACGCGGGAAUCUCGAAUGAUGAUGCCUCUAUGUCUCUACUAAAUUCAAAGGAUACCGGUCACUAUAGGAGUGUAACCAUCCACUCUAGCAAUUUUGGAAAUCAUAUAAACUCUGUAGCAACACACCAGAAUUAUCUGGGAAAAGAAUAUUGUAAACAACUUGAGUCUCCAGUGAGAGAACCGAUGACUGGUGACAUCAAGGAAGCAAUUUCCACCAAAGUAGAGCCGAGGGAGAAUGAGGCAACAUGUGGUGAACUUCCGGAUCUUAAUCUUCCCGUUUGUCCUUCGCAACCCGUGGUAAGCAAUUGUAUCUCCAAAUUUCAACAAGAACAUAUGAGGACUUGAUCUCAUUUUGUCAAUUCUGACACUCUGUCGCAAGUAAUUCAAUUUUGAGGUGAUUUUCAUGUUUGA